Entelurus aequoreus (snake pipefish) is the source of this 507-nucleotide messenger RNA. Its product is annotated as arachidonate 12-lipoxygenase, 12R-type-like. Gene Ontology annotation, molecular function: metal ion binding; oxidoreductase activity, acting on single donors with incorporation of molecular oxygen, incorporation of two atoms of oxygen. NCBI's taxonomy places the organism in Eukaryota, Metazoa, Chordata, Actinopteri, Syngnathiformes, Syngnathidae. The coding region runs from base 16 to 507 and encodes 163 amino acids. The transcript is spliced from 4 exons. The record is from RefSeq and is a predicted model, not a curated record. Gene Ontology annotation, biological process: linoleic acid metabolic process; lipid oxidation.
CAUGUGACAUUAUCCAUGUAUCCACAGAAGGGAAAUGUCUUCAUUGUGGACUACAAAAUCAUGGAGGCUCUGCCAACAACAAUUAUGGCUGGUAAACCUGUUCCUUUGACAGCUGCCCUGUGCCUGCUUUACUUGACUCCUGCCAAGAAACUAAUGCCCAUUGCAAUUCAGCUCGGCCAGAUACCCUCCAAGGACAAACCUAUUUUCCUUCCCAGUGAUUCUGAGGUGGACUGGCUGCUGGCCAAGCUGUACGUGAGGCAUGUCGACACCCUCCAUGGCGAGUUUGUCAGCCAUUUGCACAACACUCAUUUAACAGCGGAGGUUUUUGCCAUGGCGACCCUUCGCAACCUGCCGAAGAUUCACCCUCUGUACAAGCUGCUGAUACCCUUUAUGUCAACACAAUGGCCCGUGCUACUCUUUACGGUCCUGGGAGAAACCUUGAUAAUAUGGACAGGUGGUGCUGAUGAGAAGGGCCCAGUUGACCUACGAUUCACUUUGCCCUCAUGA